AUGGCUGCCAAACAGGACUCCGAGGCCACUGUAGCCGUCAACGUCGAGGAGCUGCGCAACUCCAAAGAUGCGGUUAUCAUGCGGCUGAUGGCCCUGCAAUCUUACAUUGCAGACCUCAGCAAGGCGUACAUUGAGCACGCCAACAAUGUCAUCAACGGCGGUCCCGCCACCAUUGAUAUUCCCGCCAUUCCUGUGGGCCUGACCGGCCACUUUGAUGUCGGCGUGGUGCGCGCCGCUAGCCCUGGUGCCAAGUCUGAGGCCGGCGGGCAGAAGAAGCGCAAGCGCGCUCCCGUCGACCCUAAUGCGCCUAAGCGUGCCCUUACCCCGUACUUCCUCUACAUGCAGCACAACCGCUCCAAGAUCGCCGAGGACCUUGGCGGCAAUGCGAAGCCCAAGGAGGUUGCCGAUGAGGGUACCCGCCGCUGGCAGAGUAUGACCGAUGCUGAUAAAGAGAAAUGGAAGCAGAUGUACCUGCAGAACUACGAGACCUACAAGCAGCAGAUGGCUGCCUAUAAGGCGGGCCGCAAAACCGGCGACGAUGACGCCGCUCACCAGCUGCAGCAGGACUUCGCUGGCGCCGAGAACGCACAGGAGUCGGACUCGUCCGAGGAGUCUUCCGAGUCUGAUGAGGACAGCGCCAAGCGCCGCCGUAGUGACAUUAAGCCUGCUGCCGAGUCCCCGGUCAAGGCAGCGUCCCCGAAGAAGAGAGGUGCGAAGAACGCAGAGCCCGCGUCGGUUAAGGCCACGCCCGCCGAGCCCAAGAGCCGCAAGCAAAGAAGCGCAAGAGCGAGGCCUGAGUAUGAGAGACUAACUUGGGAGUUAAAUGAGAUCGAUGAUGCUUGA
Messenger RNA from Penicillium macrosclerotiorum, 843 nucleotides. RefSeq lists its product as uncharacterized. NCBI's taxonomy places the organism in Eukaryota, Fungi, Ascomycota, Eurotiomycetes, Eurotiales, Aspergillaceae. The transcript has 4 exons. The record is from RefSeq and is a predicted model, not a curated record. The coding region runs from base 1 to 843 and encodes 280 amino acids.